CGAGCACAUUGUUCCCAAUUCUCUCACAUUCCAACCCCAAAAGCCAUAUUCGUUUUGUAUCAAUUCGUUCAGAUCUUCUUCGUGUAUCAACAAUGGCAUAUAGUGAGUGUGAAAACUUCCACGUUCUGGCCGUCGACGACAGCAUCGUCGACCGGAAACUGAUCGAGAGGAUCCUGAAGGCCUGCUCCGGCGACAAUGUGAAAGUGACGGUGGUGGAUUCCGGGGCGAAGGCUCUGCGCGUGUUGAACGAGGUCGGAGCGGAUCUGAUCAUAUCCGAUUACAGUAUGCCGGGAAUGACCGGAUACGAUCUGUUGAGGGAGAUCAAGGGCUGCUCUGCUCUGAAGCAUAUCCCCGUCGUCAUUGUGUCAUCGGAGGAUAUUCCUGCCCGGAUUAACACCUGCCUGUCGGAAGGCGCCGAGGAGUACUGUCUUAAGCCCGUCCGGCUGUCGGACGUUAGACCGCAUCUGCAGAACGCCUGUAAAGGAAGAGCGGCUACCGGAUUGAGUUCUACAUCUUGUGGGAUCUGUUGAAUCAACCCGUUUUGAGGAUUGGCUUCUAGGUCUUGUGGGAUCUUUUGAAUCAUUCAAAUCAGGGAAUUAACUCGUGUAGAAGAUUCUUGCCGGGGUUAGUUGUGAUUCAGAACAAUUUUGCUGUGUCGAUUUGUGAAGAUAUUCUAAAUCUUAGGCAAUUUGAUGUAUUUAAUUUUGUAUAGCUUUUAGAUGAUUUGAUUAAGAUAUUUGAUAAAGCUUUUGGAUCGCAACUUUUUGAUAUGGAUUGGUUUAAUGUGUUAAAUGUUUUGUUUUGGUUUACAUAGUACUUCAUAAUUGUUUAAGGUUGAUGCUCCGUAUGAUCUAGCGUGGUCUUCGAUUAAAAACAAUCCAAG
Molecule: messenger RNA, 883 nt
Organism: Cuscuta europaea
Lineage: Eukaryota; Viridiplantae; Streptophyta; Magnoliopsida; Solanales; Convolvulaceae
Source: the annotation of a GenBank genome assembly